AUGCUACUCCUCGAGCUCCCGCCAGAGGUAUUCGACAACGUCACUCACGAACUUGUUUCCGUCGUUGGUAUCAACGCGGCCUGGAAGUUCCGCGAAGUCUGUCGUACCUUCAAGGAUUCCAUAAUUUACGAAAUCUUCGCCAAGCAGCCUGUUGUCGCUUUGACUGGACCUGGAGCGCGCAUAUUCGAUAACAAUUCUGGACUCUAUCUUUACUAUAGGAGUAAGGCACUUCUGGAUGCGGAUUCUUAUCUACCAAACGUGGUCAGCGACAUGGUGAAUUCUCUUGCCGAAGAUCUGCAUAUCAAUUCAACAAACGAGAAGGACACCCUGCGACAAGGGCUUUGCGACAACCUUCAUUGGUUCUGCUCGUCUUCCAAGAUUCUGUCAAUAUUGAGACGCGGGACCAGCGCAGUACUGGCCUACCCAAACAUCACCAAAAUACCUUUAUUCGGGGUUUUCGAGAAGCUGGUCGCUGCCCUCUGUCUCGAACUUCAUCCUCUCGUACCGACCUUGAUACAAGAGCUCACAGACUUUGCCGUCCACCCUAUCUUUGGUGCACCUCUACACGCUGCAACAAUUUUGGGUCACGAAGCCGCUGUAGAGGCCAUACUAGGGGGGCUUUCAACAGCUAUGGGCGAAGAAGAUGAAACCACACGCGCACGAUCUGCUGUCUUGGUUUCCAGCAACGGAGGCUUUUCGAUUACAGAGGCAGUACACGGCGCCAUACGCCAAGAUGACGAGAUUCUGUUGAGCAUCCUCGUCGAAUGGUACACGGGCCGGGGAUUUACUUUCUCCAAAGCUAUCUACAACAUGUUUCUGGACACUGCCUUCGUGCAUUGCAGUGUCGAAACCGUGCGAAGCAUCCUCGAAAUUCCGUACGAUAAGCAAGGUUCCCCAAGAAAGAUCACCUGGCAUUACUUUCAGAAGGCUUGUUCCGAUGAUCGUGAUGAUGUGGUACAGCUUUUCCUGGAUGAUGGCUACAUUGAUGCCAACGACCACAAAUUCGCAACAUCACCACUGGUCGAAGCAGUAUAUGGGGAUAACGUCCGUCUCGUUCAAGCUUUGGUAAAUGCUGGUGCAGACGUCCAACAAGAGCUUUUUUUGCGCGGGAAGAAGGUCAUGCCUAUCAUGAUCACGAUCAAGAGGGAGAACUACUCAGUCGUUCGCUAUCUGUUGAAGGUGGGUUCACCACUGCCCCAGUGGAAGUACAGUAUUUGCUAUGAGAUUCUGCGAGAGGCCAAGAUGAAAGCAGGCGGUGGGAAUGACCUUCCGGAGGAGUUUGCGCAAUUCCGCAAGUUGUCACGCAAAGAGAAGGAGAAGCUCUGA
Molecule: messenger RNA, 1326 nt
Organism: Alternaria arbusti
Lineage: Eukaryota; Fungi; Ascomycota; Dothideomycetes; Pleosporales; Pleosporaceae
Exons: 3
Coding region: 1-1326 (441 amino acids)
Source: RefSeq, a predicted model, not a curated record